Messenger RNA from Cladocopium goreaui, 1029 nucleotides. The record is from the annotation of a GenBank genome assembly. Lineage: Eukaryota; Dinophyceae; Suessiales; Symbiodiniaceae.
AAGGAGCUUCUAGCAGCUCAACACGCGCAGCAGGUCCCGGCGGUCCCAGCCACGAUCCCAGCGAAGCCGGCGAAGAUCCAGACGGCCACGGUCCCUGCGCGUACGGUGAAAGUGCCGAAGGCAGUGCAGGCAAUGCCCAGGUGGCCUACUUCGCUUGAGGACCUUUUGGGCCAUCGGAUUCCUCCAUUGCGAAGUCAAGCUAUUGGGCCACAGGAGGAAGAGCUGCAGAUGGAAGACCAGCGCCUUCGCGAAGAGGACAGUCGCCUGAGGCAAGAGAACGAACGCUUGCAGCAUGCCCUGCUAGAAUUGAGCAGUGCUACCAAUCGCAGCGGAACCGUGGCAGAAGAUAUGGCAACAGUCCUGACCUCCCUUUUGGAAGAGCCGACGAAACCUCCAAAGCAUGCAAAGCUGCCCCAUGCUGGCAACAAGACCUAUAUGGGAACGGGCUCCCAUGAAAUGGAUCCAAAGAAGCGGGUCAUGACCGUGAGCCUCAUCAUUUGUGGUUUCAUUUGCUUCAUCGUCUACGUUGCCUACCAUGCAUAUGUCUUUUUCAGAAACGUUCGAACAGAUCCUCAUGGAGAUGGCGUGGUGGACUAUGAGGAUGUCAGGGAGUUCUUUGCCGAGCUCAUUUGUUGCGGUUUGAGCUACUCUUCGGCUGUCAAUAUGUCCUUCGUCUUUGUGAUCGCAGGUGCAGGCUUCGGCUUCCUGUGGUGGCAAGGGAUCAUUCAGCCCUUCUUGAAGGAGCUCGCUUGCUAUGUUUACCUUGGAUUGAUUGUCUCACUCUUGGUGGGUGUGAUCUUUGCAGAGCUCUGGUCGAAGUUUUUUGACGUAUUUAGCGCUCAAAUGCAAGCGAUGGAAAAGAUCAUGGGCUUCUUGAGGAUUGACAAAGCUCAGGACUUUGCCAAAGAAAUCUUCCACGAUGCCCAAGAGCCUUGGCAGGAACACGAUGGGGGUACAGGCAAUAGACCAGAAUGGUGGAUGGUGACAGCAUGGAGAAGAUGCGGGAUGUUUGUUUUUCUCUUUGAAUGA